AUGCAGCCCAACACAUACCCCCCCAUUCUCCCAGCCCCUGCCCCAGCCGCGCCAGUUGGUGAGAACCCGUCCGCCUCCAAAGCCCGUAGCAAAGCGAACAAGGACAUCGCCGCCCGGAAACGGAUCGGUACGCAGCUUGCCUGCGAAGAGUGUCGCGCUCGGAAGACCCGAUGCAACGGUGCGCGGCCCAUGUGUGCUCACUGCGUCAAGCGUGGACUACCCACAUGUGUCUACCGCGAUAGGACCGUCACGGUGCUUCAAGUUUCUUCACAGGUCCUGGACCUCCUCAUGUCGCUGCCCGAAGACCGCUCUGUGAAGCUUCUCUACUUCUUGAGAGACAAGCAAGAUCCUACUUCGGCCUUGUCGUCUUUCAAUCUGGAUACAGACGACACCGACGGUGAGGAAGACCUAGCCACACCUGAAUCGACUCCAGGCUCCCUCGAGUCCGAACUUAGGGAGCAUAACUCGACGGCGUAUAUGUCCUUGCGCCCCAUCAAUAACUCCGAGUUGGCCAGGAGCCAUCUGCUUCGUCCGUUUCGGGACCACGCACUGGUUGGUGAAGACGUGCUCAUGGACGGAUCCACGGAUGUAAAUUCGAUGCCUGACUACGAGGGACAGAGUCAGGCAGGAGACAAUGCUGCGGACGGGAGUGGAGGGGUCAGGCUCGAUGCUGAUUCAGCCAUAAGACAGUUUCGAGCCCCCCUUUCUCCUCCCAGUGAAGUGCCAUACUGCGACGAGCGACUCCACCACCUGAACGUCGCAGCUUGGACAGACAUACAAAUCUCUAAUGACUUUGCUGCUCGGGUGAUCUCCUUAUACAUCACGACAGACCAUCCACUUCUGGGUCUUUUCAGUCCGAGUCUCUUCAUUACCGAUCUAGUCAACCAACAGGGAAGAUACUGCUCGAGAUUCCUCUUCCACGCUGUCAUGUAUUUGGGAUGUCUCAUGUAUAGCGCAUUCGAUCAGAGUGCGGCUCGGACGGCCGAGUCUUUCUGCGCAAAGGCCGAGGAAAUGUGGGCCCAAGAGAAAGAAGGCGACUCGUACAACGCUAUGGCCGGUGCAGUCUUGCUCAGCUUAUCCUACGUGGGGCAGGGCAAGGAUCACGAAAUUAUCAUCUUCACGAAGGCCGCUCUGAGCAUGGGCAUCCGCUUAGGUCUCUUUGGGAACUUGGAAACUGCGGCCAGGGGCCCUGGCGAGACGCUGUCCGAGGAAGAUGUGACUGCCAGCUGCUAUGCGGCGUGGGGCGUAUUCAACUGGAAUGUGCUUGUUUCACUAUUCUACCGCCAGCCAGGCACUGAGUGCCCACCGCGCCCUCCUAUACUACCUAUCCCGGAGGGAGCGAUAGCCCAGCAGGGCAUCGUGCCUCGAGACGUUCAUGAAGUCGAUGAAGCUCUUGUAGGGAAUACGUUCCCCGCACUUUGUCGCUUCUGGUUGAUCAUUCAUGGAGCUCGAUGGAUUUAUUACCCAGGGAAGAGCAUCCCGGACAGUAACUUUCAGAUGGCUUUAGCAGAGCACAAGUUUAGGGAGUUGAUCGCCUGGGCGCAGAAUCUCCCACCCUCUCUGCUCCGACGAGAAGGGAGUCCACACUACGUGGCCGUUAUUCAUAUAUGGUUCCAUUCGGUGAUCCUCGACAUCUUCCGGCCCUUUAUCGGAAGGCCAAGUGAUUUACGACCUCGUAUGGGGACUUUCUCAGCGGUAGACAGCACCCCAGACACAGCGUACACUGCAUCGACGAACCAACUCAAGCAUCUUAUUGUCGAGUACCGCACAAAUCACGCUGCAUCUACAUACACGAUCCUCUGGCAUACCGGGCUCAUCUACCUGGCAAACGCUAUGUUGCACAACACCAAAGACCCGGAGUGGCGUCUCUACUUCCUCUUGUGCAUCUAUGGUUAUGAGAGUCUGAGUCGGCCAUACCGCGUAUCCGAAGUCAUUGUGCAGGGCCUGCUAUCAAUGACACUACGGGAUACCAACAUGUCGGUAGACGACGCUCGGCAGAUCAUGGCCGAACUCAAGGAGAACAGGCUAGACAAUGUAAAGAAGGACAUGGAAGAACAAGUGCGAGCCACGUUCAUGGGCGACCUGGAUCUCGCCUUCACAGAUCCCGAGCAGGCAAAGGUUGAGACUCUGGCAGGAGAGUUUGACAACUUGGCUCUCUUCCAAGAUUUUAUCAACCAAGAUAAGAUGUCAGACUGA
Molecule: messenger RNA, 2196 nt
Organism: Anthostomella pinea
Lineage: Eukaryota; Fungi; Ascomycota; Sordariomycetes; Xylariales; Xylariaceae
Source: the annotation of a GenBank genome assembly